UCUCCCUCUUCCUUUCUCUCCAUCUCCAUCGUCUCCUCUCCCUUCCUCUCCUCUCCUCUCUCACCUCCGAAACCCUACCCCCCUUCUCUUCGGCGCCAUUCCACUCCGCUCCUCUGCUUCGACCCCGAUCGCGUUCGAGAUCUCGAUUCCUCUUCGGCCCCUCCCAUUGCAUCCGCGGAGCGAUUCCUUAUAAAGCGCGCGGGCGCGAUCCAUGGCGCUCUCGGCGUCGGAUAUCCAAGCCGUGUACUCGCUCCUCGCGAACUCGCUGAGCGCCGAAGAGUCCCUCCGCAAGCCCGCUGAGGCCAACCUCGCACAGUGCGAGAGCCGCCCCGGAUUCUGCUCGUGCCUUCUUGAGAUAAUCGCGGCGAGGGAUUUGGCUUGCAGGGAGGAUGUCCGCCUUUUGGCUUCUGUAUAUUUCAAGAAUAGCAUCAGCCGUUACUGGAGAUAUCGGCGUGAUACACCGGGAGGCAUUAGCAACGAAGAAAAGAUUCACAUUCGAAAUAAAUUGUUGUUACACAUAAGAGAAGAGAAUACCAAGAUUGCACUUCAGUUGGCCGUUCUUAUCUCCAAGAUAGCACGUAUUGAUUACCCAAAAGAAUGGCCAGAUCUCUUUUCCUCGUUAGCACAACAGCUCCAGUCAGCUGAUGUACUUGCUUCGCAUAGAGUUUUUAUGGUUUUGUAUCGAGCUUUAAAGGAAUUGUCGACAAAACGGCUUGCUUCUGACCAAAGAAACUUCUCUGAGAUCACCGCCCACCUAUUUGAAUAUACAUGGAACCUCUGGAACAGUGAUGUGCGGACUAUUUUGCAGAAUUUUGCUGCUGUUUCUCAAUCUAGCAACAUCAAUACCUUUGUCGAAGAAUCCAAUGACCUGCUUUUGAUUUGUGAACGAUGGUUAUUUUGUUUGAAGAUAGUACGGCAACUGAUUAUUUCUGGUUAUCCUAGUGAUAAAACAUCUGCACAGGACGUUUGGCAAGUCAAGGAAGUUUGUCCUGCAUUCUUGAGUGCUGUUCAAUCUUUUCUCCCAUAUUACUCAUCCUUCCAGGAAAGACAUCUCAACCUGUGGGACUUCACAAGGAGAGCAUGUACUAAGUUGAUGAAAGUACUAUCUGCCUUACAAUCCAAACAUCCUUAUUCAUUCGGUCACCAUGCCAUCCUCCCUGCUGUGAUAGACUUUUGCUUAAAUAUGAUUGCAAAUCCUGAACAAGCGGGAACAUCUUUUGAGCAGUUUCUGAUUCAAUGCAUGAUGUUAGUGAAAACUAUUUUGGAGUGUAAAGAGUACAAGCCAAGCCUCACUGGACGUGUAAUUAAUGAAAUGGGGGAUUCUCUAACCUUAGAAGAUAGGAAGAAGAGCAUUUCUGCAGCUGUUAGUGGCAUUCUCAAGAAUAUCUUGCCAAAUGAUCGUGUUAUAUUGCUCUGUAAUACAUUGAUAAGAAGUUAGUUCCUUGAGACGGCAAAAAAUUUGGAAGAAUGGCAUCAGAAUCCUGAAUGUUUUCACCAUGAACAGGAUAUGGUUCACUGGACAGAGAGGCAAAGGCCAUGUGCUGAAGCCCUUUUCAUUGUUCUGUUUGAAAUUAAUAGACAACUUCUUGCUCCGGUGGUUGUUUCCAUUCUUCAUGAAGCAAUUGGUGGUUCCCCUCCACUAGAAACAGACAUUACUCCUGGAAUGCUUUUAAAAGAUGCAGCUUAUACUGCUGCUGGGCACGUGUAUUAUGAUCUUUCUAAUUACCUUAAUUUUAAUGAAUGGUUUCACAAGUCGUUAUCUAUUGAACUUUCAAAUGGUCAUCCGAAUAUGCGCAUUAUUCAUCGAAAAAUUGCACUGAUACUCGGACAAUGGAUUUCUCAGAUUGAAGGUGACACUAAGACGAUGGUUUACCACGCAUUAAUCAGAUUACUUCAGGAUGACGAUGUAGCUGUUAGACUGGCUGCAUGUUGGUCUUUGUGCUAUGUUGUUCAAGACACUAACUUUUCAGAACAAGAUUUUGCAGAGCUUCUACCAGCAUGCUGGACUUUGUGUUUCAAGUUGAUUGAUGAUGUUCAGGAGUUUGAAUCAAAGGUACUAGUUUUGAACUUUAUCUCGGUACUACUUGAAGCUGUUGGUGAGAAGGUUAUUCCAUUCGCAAGUCAGUUAUCAAAAUAUUUUCAGAAGAUGUGGGAGGAAUCAAGUGGUGAAAGCUUACUACAUAUCCGGCUGCUAGUGGCACUACGUAAUUUUGUUUGUUCUCUUGGAUAUCAAUCGCCCAUUUGCUAUGACAGCCUUCUACCUAUAUUGCAAAGUGGUAUUGAUGUCGAUAGCCCUGAUGCUCUCAACCUCCUUGAGGACAGUGUCUUGCUGUGGGAAGCAACCCUUUCCAAUGCUCCUUCAAUUGUGCCUCAACUGCUAGAAUUUUUCCCCUAUCUAGUGGCUAUAAUAGAUAGAAGUUUUGACCACCUACAGGUGGCGGUCAAUAUUAUUGAGGACUACAUAAUAUUUGGUGGUGCUGAAUUUUUGAAGAGGCAUGCUUCGAGUAUAGCUAAAAUUCUUGAUGCUAUUGUUGGUAAUGUUAAUGACAAAGGGCUGCUUGCGACACUUCCUAUCAUAGACCUUCUUGUUCAGUGCUACCCUUUGGAGGUGCCAUUGAUCUCUGGAGUUCUUCAGAAACUAGUCUAUCUAUGCUUGUGCGGUGAUGAUGAACGUAAUCCUUCUCGGACAACUGUGCGUGUAACUUCUGGAGCCAUCCUCGCAAGGCUUCUCGUGAUGAAUACCAACUAUCUGGCUCAACUAGCAUCUGAAGCAUCUCUCACAGUUGCCCUUCAACAAGCAGGGCUUUCUAUUAACCAGAAUGUACUUCUUUGUUUGGUUGAUGUGUGGAUUGACAAGAUAGACAAUGUUACAGCUAUACAGCGCAAGGCAUAUGCAUUGGCCCUUUCCAUCAUUUUGACGUUAAGAUUACCUGAAGUCAUUGAAAAACUCGAUGAGAUCCUAAGUGUCUGUACUAGUGUAAUUAUGGGAGGAAGUGGAGGAACCAGUGAAGAAGACUCCAGUAGUGAUAUUACAAGCUCUUCUUGGCCCAGUGAUGUUAGUGUUUCAGGAAAAGAGUUAAGGAAGAAACAAAUAAAAGAUUCAGAUCCUAUCAGACAGUUUUCAUUGGAGGACAUUUUAAGAGAAAACUUAAAAGCAUGUGCGGCCCUUCAUGGGGAGGCAUCUUUCAAUGCUGCUAUUAGCAGAAUCCACCCAUCAGCAUUUGCUCAGUUGCAGCAGGCGCUGAAGAUGGUUUAGAAUGUCAAUAGACGAAAUCUCGAUUCUUUAAUUUAAGUCACCUUACAGUUCAGAUGGAUAGGAUUCUAUUUUGUGAUGAAUCGUGCUGCUUUUUGAAUGUCUUCUGUAUUCCGGAGACUGCUGUUAUCAUCCAAGUCGCAGGCUGCUGUACUAUUUUUUGAUUGGAGGCUAUUACGUAUUUGGGUGUACCAGUGUUGAACAUGAUCUUGGGUGGUAUUUCCUUUUUUUUUUCUUUGUUAUACAUAUUUUUUGAGGUAAUUUUUUUCAACGGAAGAGUCGACGGCUCGUAUGUGAAGCAGGCAGGUUUUUGUAGGUCAUGCUUCCAUCGUUGACCUCGGUGGGCAAUGGCGUCAGAGUUCUCGAGUACCUUUUUCUUACAUCCUCAUGGGAGAACCCAAAAGUAAAAAAAAAAAAGUGAGAGAGAUGUGAGAGGGAAAUGAAGUGUUAUUUGUUGUAUGAUUUGGUUUGUUAACAGUUAAGUUCUUGUAUUAUGAUUUGGAUUGUUUCCUAUUGAAAAUUUCCUUUAUUUGGGGCAUGAAGAGUAAGCCUUGGCGUU
This is a messenger RNA of Ananas comosus (pineapple), 3812 nucleotides long. Its product is annotated as importin-11. Gene Ontology annotation, biological process: protein import into nucleus. The transcript has 24 exons. Gene Ontology annotation, molecular function: small GTPase binding. Lineage: Eukaryota; Viridiplantae; Streptophyta; Magnoliopsida; Poales; Bromeliaceae. The record is from RefSeq and is a predicted model, not a curated record. Gene Ontology annotation, cellular component: cytosol; nuclear envelope.